This is a messenger RNA of Nymphaea colorata (pocket water lily), 3141 nucleotides long. Its product is annotated as synaptotagmin-2-like. The record is from RefSeq and is a predicted model, not a curated record. NCBI's taxonomy places the organism in Eukaryota, Viridiplantae, Streptophyta, Magnoliopsida, Nymphaeales, Nymphaeaceae. Gene Ontology annotation, molecular function: lipid binding. The coding region runs from base 951 to 2915 and encodes 654 amino acids. The transcript is spliced from 9 exons.
CCCAUGGCAGCACAAGCGAGCGCUAUCCAAAGAAUUCCCCCUCCAGGUUUUCCUAGGAACUCCAACUCCUAGCCACAUGACGGAAACAACCAAAAGAAAAUGCCGAGAAGCCAUGGGGUGGGCGGGGAGGGGGGCGAGGCAGGCCUUUCCCCGAAGGCGCUUCCCUCCGCGAAUUCCCGCUCCCUCUUAGAGCCGGGUAUUCCUUCCGCUUUCCCGCCGGUUUCUGUAGCGUUCCGGAGUUGAUUUUUUUCAUUCAUCCCUGUCCUUUUUCUUCUUCUCGUUUUUAAAUACUUAUUUAUGAGUGAGGUAUCCGUUUCCCGGGAAUCUCCCGCUCCCCUUAUCUCUUUCAUUCGUCACAAUUGCUGACUUCUAAUCCGAACGUUCUGACGGUUUCCUGGACCAGUCUUCCCUCCCCAACACCUAUCUAUGUCUCUAAUUUGUUAACUCCUUCUUUCUCUGACGAAGAGUCUAAUCCUCAACCUAGAUCAGCCUUUUUUUCCCUCCUUUCCUGUUGGGCUCUCUUUAACAAGGGUAGUUUGUUUUUAUAUAUAUCUCUAGUAGACGCAGGUCUGGCAUUUCAUAUUAUUUUUCUUUGGGGGUUUAUUGUUUGGUACAGUAUAGGCCAGCUUCGAGUUUCGGCGUAAUGUUUCUAAUUUGAGAUUGAAUUACACGAAGAUUGCUGUUAGCUAGACUGCUGCAUCUGGCAAUCUUUUUGUUGCGCCAUAGAAACUCUUAUUCACGAUUACUUAUCGGGGUUAUUUAUUCUCCAUAUAGUAUUCAUGUUCUUCUCGAGAUUAGCAGCUCCGUUCCUUUCUUGCAUUCGCUUCCUUAAAAUUCCUAUCCUAGUUCACCACCGCUACCAAAAGGUUUUUGUCCUAUGUUUAUUAGUCAAUCUCGUGAUAGUUCUGUAGGCCCAUUCGAAAUCAGGGCUACCGACUUACUGGUUUUAAAUGUUGGAAGUGUAUUGGUAUUCCUCAAGUUGUUCCUCGUACUUUGUGCCGGCUUUUCUUCCACGCGAUCGAAUUGAUCUAGGAGGAGAAAGGAAAUGUAGAAUUAGAGGAGCUCCCGGGGUUGCUCGAAAUGGUUUUCGAAGAAGAUUGAGAUGUCACGGUCUAAACAAGGAUAGCUCGAAGCUGGAUUACGAGUUUACAGAGCGAAUAUUGGACUCACAUAAGCAGAAAAUUGUCAAAAGAUUAUAUGAUGAAUUUGAAUUGGUUUCAGAUUUUAGAAAUUUCCGGGAAGACCCCAUAGUAGAGAAGUUAAGAACCCAAUUGGGAGAAAUUCACCCUAUACCAUCGCCACCGAUCAAUGGGCGAGUUGUUGGACUAUUCGUAGUUUUCUUUUUUGUGGGAGUUAUUUGUGAUAAGCUGUGGACCUCUAGAAAGAGGGAGAAAUUGACUCGUGAUUCUAGGUCAGGUAUAUGGCCUCAAGUUCCAACCAGUCUGUCAUUGUUUCUGGAGAAGGAUCUUCAAAGAAAGGAAUCAGUCGAAUGGGUGAACAUGGUUGUGGGGAAGUUGUGGAAGGUAUACCCAAGUGGGAUUGAGAACUGGAUCAUUGGAUUGCUUCAGCCCGUUAUCGACGAUCUCAAGAAACCUAGUUAUGUUCAACGGGUUGAAAUCAAGCAGUUUUCUCUUGGCGAAGAACCAUUAUCAGUUAGGAAUGUGGAGCGCCGAACUUCUCGCCGUCCUAAUGACUUGCAAUACCAUAUUGGCCUUCGGUAUACCGGUGGAGCUCGGAUGUUGCUGUUGCUCUCAUUGAAGUUUAGCCUCAUCCCCAUUGUUGUACCAGUUGGUGUUCGUCACUUUGACAUUGAUGGGGAGCUCUGGGUCAAACUAAGGCUUAUUCCUACAGAACCUUGGGUAGGGGCUGUAUCAUGGGCUUUUGUUUCAUUGCCAAAGAUAAAGUUUGAGUUGGCAGCAUUCCGUUUGUUUAAUCUAAUGGCCAUCCCGGUACUCUCAAUGUUCUUGACAAAACUGCUGACAGAAGAUUUGCCUCGAUUAUUUGUGCGCCCAAAGAAGAUUGUUCUUGACUUUGAGAAAGGGAAAACAGUUGGUCUUGUUCCCGAGGAUUUCAUAUCUGGUGAAAUACAUGAUGGGAACAAAGAUUUUGCUGGUGAACUUUCAGUAACACUAGUUGAUGCACAAAAGCUUCCCUACAUUCCAUUAGGGAAGACAGAUCCAUAUGUUGUGUUGACAUUGGGAGAUCAAGUAAUUCGUAGUAAAAAAAACAGCCAAACCACUGUAAUUGGGCCCCCAGGUUCUCCAAUCUGGAAUCAGGAUUUUCAUAUACUGGUUGUUGACCCAAGAGAACAGCGACUACGUGUGCAAGUGAAAGAUUCAUUUGGCUUCACAGAUUUCACCAUUGGAAGAGGGGAGGUUGAGCUUGCUUCCCUUAAAGAUACUGUUCCUACGGAUAAAGUGAUCCCCUUGAGAAGUGGCUGGGGGAUUUUGAAUAAAGGUUCAUCUGGAGAAAUAUUACUUCGCCUGACAUAUAAAGCAUAUGUGGAGGAUGAAGAGGAUGAUACCAAAGUGAAGCAAUUGGAAAAUUAUAUGUCCGAUGAUGAAAGUUUGAAUUAUGAAGAAGCUGAAGGCUUCUAUGGACCAGUAGAAAGAAAUUUUUCUGAUGGAACAGAACGAGAGUCUUUUAUGAAUGUUUUGGCUGCUUUGAUUGUGAGUGAAGAAUUUCAGGGAAUAAUGGCAUUUGACAGUGGAAAUAUGGGAUCAUCUGAGGAAGCUACUAAGACAGACACAAACAUGCAGAGGUCAUCUGGUCUUGGAUCCAAAGCUGAUGCUAUUGACCCUGAGAGCAGCUUCAGUGAUCCUGGAGGUUCAGAAAUAUCUUGGCUUGCUGUAAUUACGAGCAUCGCUGUCUUGAUUGCCUCUAGUGUGGAUGGCUCAAAUGUAUUUAAUCCUUGAUCACGGAACUUCCCGGGAACAACAAUUGGUGAAUUUCUUGGCCGGAGGUGGAUGGAUAUGUCAGCAGACAGCCUGCUCAUUCUGUCGGUCCGACAACAUGAAUGAUAGUUGUAUAGAACUGAUUUUUCCAGUGGAAGUUAUCAAUUUCAGAAGUUUUAUGUAUGCAUCUAGUUGUCAAUAUAUACAUAUACAUAUGUAUAUAUCUGCCAAUAUUUUUCCCCCCUCC